AUGACCACUAAAGAGACGCUUUGCAAGCUCAUUGUGCGCAACAUUCACACUUUGGAACUGUUGGAGAGACAGUUUACAAGUUCUGCAAAGGACUCGAGCGACUCUGAAACGAGCACAUCCAAUGACCAGUCAACCAAUUCCAGCGACGCGGAAACGAGCGCAUCCAGUGACCAAUCAACCGAUUCCAGCGAUGCGGAAAUCAGGCUGUUCGUGGAUCCAUCAGCUGAACACUUGAUGGCCAAACUCGAAGAAGAAGACCAAUCCUUUUAG
Molecule: messenger RNA, 270 nt
Organism: Serendipita indica DSM 11827
Lineage: Eukaryota; Fungi; Basidiomycota; Agaricomycetes; Sebacinales; Serendipitaceae
Source: the annotation of a GenBank genome assembly